Messenger RNA from Microthlaspi erraticum, 474 nucleotides. The record is from the annotation of a GenBank genome assembly. NCBI's taxonomy places the organism in Eukaryota, Viridiplantae, Streptophyta, Magnoliopsida, Brassicales, Brassicaceae.
AUGGUCUCCACGAGCAAGAUCAAAUCCGUUGACUUCUAUAGGAAAAUCCCGAGGGAUUUGACAGAGGCAACUCUAUCUGGAGCUGGAUUGUCCAUUGUAGCAGCACUCUCUAUGUUAUUUUUAUUCGGAAUGGAGUUGAAUAAUUAUUUGGCUGUAAGCACUUCCACAUCCAUCAUUGUUGACAGGAGCGCUGAUGGAGACUUCUUGCGCAUAGAUUUUAACAUAAGCUUCCCUUCACUUUCAUGUGAAUUUGCAUGUGUGGAUGUCAACGACGUAUUAGGAACUAACAGGCUAAAUGUAACGAAGACAAUUCGGAAGUUUUCUAUUGAUUCGAAUUUGAGACCAACUGGUUCUGAGUUUCACUCCGGGGAAGUUUUAUCGCUCAUUAAUCAUGGAGAUGAAGCUGGUGAAGAAGUAGUUGAAGAUUCUGUAGCACUCACUGGCCGCAACUUUGAUACAUUGUUACAUGAGUAA